Messenger RNA from Ixodes scapularis (black-legged tick), 588 nucleotides. RefSeq names its product protein Mpv17-like. NCBI's taxonomy places the organism in Eukaryota, Metazoa, Arthropoda, Arachnida, Ixodida, Ixodidae. Gene Ontology annotation, cellular component: cytoplasm; membrane. The record is from RefSeq and is a predicted model, not a curated record. The coding region runs from base 1 to 588 and encodes 195 amino acids. The transcript has a single exon.
AUGGAACACCUAAUAGUCCUCUAUCAAGAUAUGUUGAACACGCAUCCUGCCAUCACGCAAAUUUUGACCAUCGCGGCGUUGCUGCUAGCCGGCGAUGUCAUUUCCCAGACAUUCUUCCAGAAGAAGCCCUUCUUCGAUGCAAGACAAUCCGUCAACUUCUUCGUCGUCGGCCUGUUCUACACCGGUCCGAUCUCAGUGGCCUGGUUCGGCAUUGUGGAACGACUUAUCGCGAUAGACGGGGUCGCAGCCACCGUCAUCAAAGUCCUCGUAAGUCAGGUGUUUUACAGUCCAUUGUUUACGCUAGGCCUGCUGGUUGUCUACGGCCUUCUUAAAGGACAGUCCUGGAAGAACAUCGGAAAGAGCAUCAGGACGAAGUACGUUGCUCUGCUAUGUUCGAGGGUCAUCGUCUAUCCACUGGCCCAGUUCAUCAACUUCGAGUUUGUGCCCAUCGUUUAUCGUCCAAUGUACGGGAGUGUGAUCUCGUUGUUCUGGAACAUGUAUCUCUCCUGGAAGGCAAACCAGGUUCAAGCCGAACUCUCUGUUGACCCUGUUGACCCUGAGGAAAAGGACUCGUCUGAUUCAGAUUAA